Messenger RNA from Aspergillus nidulans FGSC A4, 1155 nucleotides. It is a transcript of the gene hymA, whose product is annotated as Mo25 family protein hymA. The record is from RefSeq and is a predicted model, not a curated record. Bases 1 to 1155 code for a protein of 384 amino acids. The transcript is spliced from 5 exons. Gene Ontology annotation, cellular component: mitotic spindle pole body; cell division site; non-growing cell tip. Gene Ontology annotation, biological process: protein localization to medial cortex; regulation of establishment or maintenance of bipolar cell polarity regulating cell shape; regulation of DNA-templated transcription. NCBI's taxonomy places the organism in Eukaryota, Fungi, Ascomycota, Eurotiomycetes, Eurotiales, Aspergillaceae.
AUGGCCUUCUUCUUCAAUCGGGGUCGAUCCCGCCAACCAUCCGACGUUGUGAGAUCAAUCAAGGACCUGCUGCUGAGACUCCGUGAGCCUUCGACCGCUUCUAAGGUUGAGGAUGAAUUAGCCAAGCAGCUAUCACAGAUGAAGUUGAUGGUGCAGGGGACUCAAGAACUUGAAGCUUCUACUGAUCAGGUUCAUGCCCUGGUCCAAGCUAUGCUCCACGAGGAUCUGCUUUACGAACUCGCGGUGGCUCUUCACAACCUUCCCUUCGAAGCAAGAAAAGAUACGCAAACCAUAUUCUCUCACAUACUCCGCUUUAAGCCUCCUCACGGAAACUCGCCAGACCCUCCCGUCAUCUCUUACAUCGUUCACAAUCGUCCUGAAAUUAUCAUUGAGCUAUGUAGGGGCUACGAGCACAGCCAAAGUGCCAUGCCAUGCGGCACUAUCUUGAGGGAGGCAUUGAAGUUCGACGUAAUCGCCGCUAUCAUUCUUUAUGAUCAGUCAAAAGAGGGGGAGCCAGCUAUCAGACUGACCGAGGUCCAGCCCAACGUUCCUCAGCGCGGAACAGGUGUUUUCUGGAGGUUCUUCCAUUGGAUUGACCGAGGUACCUUUGAGCUCAGCGCAGAUGCAUUCACAACUUUUAGGGAAAUCUUGACGCGCCACAAAUCCCUUGUUACAGGAUAUCUAGCGACAAACUUCGAUUACUUUUUCGCGCAGUUUAACACUUUCCUCGUUCAGUCUGAGUCAUAUGUCACUAAGCGACAGAGCAUCAAACUCUUAGGCGAGAUUUUACUCGAUCGCGCAAACUACAGUGUGAUGAUGCGAUACGUCGAGAGCGGAGAAAACCUCAAGCUUUGCAUGAAGCUCCUGCGUGAUGAUCGCAAGAUGGUUCAAUAUGAGGGAUUUCAUGUUUUCAAGGUAUUUGUCGCCAAUCCGGACAAGUCAGUGGCAGUCCAGCGAAUUCUGAUCAACAACCGGGAUCGCUUGCUAAGAUUCCUACCGAAAUUCCUGGAGGACCGCACAGACGACGACCAGUUCACGGACGAGAAGAGUUUCCUAGUCCGACAGAUUGAACUUUUACCCAAGGAACCCAUUGAACCAUCACGUUCUGCGCGUGAACCGUCUCGUUCGACUGCCAACACCACGACUGUUGCGUAG